Medioppia subpectinata is the source of this 645-nucleotide messenger RNA. The record is from the annotation of a GenBank genome assembly. Lineage: Eukaryota; Metazoa; Arthropoda; Arachnida; Sarcoptiformes; Oppiidae.
AUGUCGGCCACACAUGUCUUCGUGAGUCUCGCCAUACGGUUAGUGCCAUUGAUAUGUGUUAUCACAGUUUGUGCGGCCAAACCAAUGCUGGCCACCACUACAGCCGUGGCCAGAGUCCACACGUCAUCGCCAGUGGACACACAACAGCUGAUCCAAGCGCUCACUGAAGACAAUUGGUUUCAUCGGUUGUUAAUUAAUUUAUUGAGUUAUGCAGUGAUUGUGAUUCCGUCGGCGCUCACCGUAUAUAUGGUUAGGAAACGAUUGUGUAUUCAUUUCGUUGCCGAUAAUUAUUUCGUCAAACUCUUUGUUUUUGGCAAAAAUGAGACAAUUGUUGACAACAAUUACUCUGACGAAGAUUUGGGUGAUUUGUCCACAAACGAGAAGUUAUUGCCGACGAGUCUUCGGGACAUUGAGCCCAAACCGUCGACAUCCAAGUCUAUGCCCACCAAUCCCUGGGCAUCGAUACGGACCCGACGGGUGACACUUCUUCUCUACUGUUUCCUCGGUCUUCAGGUCUCGUACUUGAGUUGGGGUUUACUUCAGGAGAAGAUAAUGACCACCGAAUACGUCAUCCAAAGCCAGUUCUUCACCGAAGGACACAAACAUUUGGUUACGAUCUCUGACCGGCACUCAAAUGGUAUUUAA